UGAAUUUGUCACCAUAUUUGUGGGACUUCCUGUCUGUAUCAUCUUUGUGAUGGUUCUUUCCAGAAACAUCAUGAAUGUCAGCCAUGACCUGCCAGGCGCUUUGGGAUAACACAGGCAGGGUGUUCAACAUGGAGUCGAAAGCCGGCUGCUUCCCAACUGUUCCGGAGCGAGAACUGUACCGCAACGUCCAUGCUUUGUUGCCGAGAGAAACAGACAUUCGUCAGUCCCCAGACUGUCUCAACAAAGGAAUGUUAAGAUGGACGUUACACAAGAAGGUUCAGAACAAUCCCGCCAACAGCUUGUCUCUGCUCUGGGUUCUGAUAAAAGAGUUGGAGAAGGCGGAGAAAUUGGACAAUCUUGAAUACAUCAUCCCUUUGCUCCACACGCUCAUGUAUGCCAUCAUUCAGACAGCCUACAUCCCAGACGAGUUAUAUAAGCGUGUUUAUGACUUCUGCAAGCGACUGCUGACCUACCCUCAGCCCUACUGCACCGUUGGCCUCAGCUACACCAAGAGAAUAAAAACCCAACGCUCUGUUCCAGGUCUGCUGUAUCAGAGGAUGGUGGUGGCGGAGCAGAGACUAAAGAAUGAGCAUUAUCCCUUUCAGGAGAGGAUUUUUGUUCUGGCUGAUCCAGAGAUCUUUACUGGCUCUCUGGCACAAGUGGUGUUGGCUGACAUUGAGGCAGGAUCUGCUUCAAGCCCAGUAGAUCACAUGCGCAGUGUGGUCCAACACUCCAUCCAGGCUGCUUUAGGAGAACAGUGUCUUGGACCUGUCUUGGCAAAGACCUUAAAAGAUAUAGACGUUGAGCCUCAUUUUCAGGAUGUGAUGGCGACCACGCAGCGGUGUGUGGAAGAUGGUUGCAGCAGGGCGGGAGCUGCACUGAAGGGCCAUUUUCAGCAACUGCACAGCGACAUUGUCGCAGGCGUGAAAUCAGAGGCUGCGUCCGUUGGACCGCUUUUUCACUGCCCUCUUCCUAACCCUGAGAUGAGCUUCCACCUGUGGACAGAGGAACUGGAUAUCUGGUGGGAGGUGGCCAGGUGGCUGCGAUCCAGCUCUUCAUCAGAGCAGAUCUCCCUCAGCCCGGAACAUGAGGAUCCUGAGCUGGGCGACUCUCCUCGUGACCCGAUGCCACCCGACAAGAGCCGCUUCUCUGUCAUGUCCAACGACAGCGGCAUCGAAAGAGACCUGCCCCAUGGUGGGGAUACGUCACUGGUGGCGUUGCUCGAUUCAGGCGGUGUGACUGCAUCAUGGGAACCCUGCAAGAGUACACACAGCGAGCAAGAGUCAGUGAAGUUGUCCCGUCGUGGAGGCAUGAAGGUGAAACCGUCCGUGAAGGACAGCCUGGCGUUGAUGCAGGACACCUUGGAGGGGAACGGGGGAGGACUCGGGAGCAGGGGAGGAGGAAGAGAGGUCACGUUGCAGAGGCGAGCAGGAAGCAAUGCCGCACGGACCCCUUUCCCCAGACAGCAGAGGCUCUUUACCGCCAGGAUUGUCGUCAUGGGUGGUGACAGCGUCGUGGGCCGCCUAGCUAAAGCCUACUACUGCUUAAGGAAAAGGGAAGCACGGCGAAUUUUUCUUACCAUGAAAGUAAACUUGCAGUUUUACUACGUCCCUGUUUGCCCAGCGCCAACCACAACCUCCUCAAACAAGGAAAGCCAUCAGUCCAAGCAGAGUCCAUGCACUCUUGGGUCCUAUUUGAGCAAAGUGGACCCGUGGUACAACUGCAACAUCAGCAGUUUGGGCUGCAUGAUUCCCAAACUAGCUACAAUGCAACGAACAAGCCCAUCCCGGCCAAAAGAUCCCUUUGUGUGUGACGUCAUGGCCUACUAUGUGCGAAUGGGCCAACAGCCCGUCUACUUCAACAUCUACUUGGUGAAGAUUACGUUUACAAGCAUGACCAAGGAACCAGUGGAGGAUGUCUUCUUCACACAUUUAGAGGUGGCCAUUCCUGACUCCAGACACUCUCCAGCGCCAAUGAGAGAAAAACAGAAGAAGAGUGUGGCAGAUGUAUGUGGAGCUCUUGUCUGCAUCAGUUACAAAAAAGUGACACCAAGUGGCCGUGACACUGACAGAGGCUUCCCCAUGAGGACCACAGGCGCUCACAUCAGUGCUAUUCCCUCAAGCGCAAAAGAAGAUCUCAACUGUUUGACACUCACUCUGAAAGAAUGGCCCACCAAAGCUAAAAACGGCAACGCGGAGUUCCUAAUCAGAAGCAACAACAUCAAGAUGUGUUCACUGGAGAGUCAGUCCCCGCUCAGAGUUACUUUAGACAGAGACUGUCAAAGGAUCUACAAUGAUGUGGAGAGCAUUGAAAUCGUCCCCUGCCUUGACCCUGGUUACUGCGUCCAAAGAAACAUGAUGUCCAAAUUGAACCUGGGCCAGGACGACGACGGCGGACUGAGCAAAUACAUGAGCAAAGGACUCUCUCUACCCGUCAACACGUUUGCUGGCAUCAUCAACUGACCUCUGCAUUAAGACGCAUGCGCAACACGUGGAUGGAAAAGCUGAAACAGUCAUCUUAAAUUUCAAGAAAAGGUUGCCCACACACUGAAGUCGCCGUUUGAUCCAAAAUUUAGCCGGAAAAUACCACCUUUAGGGAUGUUUGACUUCGGCGUUUCCACUGUCUAGCCCAGAUUCUGUUGUACAAGUUUUAUUUAUGAAAAGACCAAAGGGAAUGAAAUUGUCCAUUGGACACCUGCAACCAUCGCAGCCUCAGUGUCUGGUUGUCACUUUUUUGUUCAUGCUAAAUGUGUUUAGGCCAAAACUGCGGGCAGGAUUAGAGAGCAGCUGCGUAUAUGUGUGUGUGUGUUGUGAUUGCACAUCAUCACAGAGUCAUUCAUUGUCGAGGGCCUGUUGAAGAGCUGACACUCGCUAUUCAUGGCAAAAUGUGAUUGCAUCUGUUCACAAGCCUCCUGCGCUUCGUAUAGCUCCGAAACCCAACGCGCUAUCCACACGAAUGCAGUCUCUUGUAUGUGCGUGUAAAUGUUGACAAUGCUACGGCAUGUAAAUCGAAAAUGUAAAUAUGUAAAUAAAUAAGAUUUUCUACGA
This is a messenger RNA of Hippocampus zosterae (dwarf seahorse), 3047 nucleotides long. RefSeq names its product phosphoinositide 3-kinase regulatory subunit 6. The transcript has 20 exons. The record is from RefSeq and is a predicted model, not a curated record. Gene Ontology annotation, biological process: positive regulation of MAP kinase activity; G protein-coupled receptor signaling pathway. NCBI's taxonomy places the organism in Eukaryota, Metazoa, Chordata, Actinopteri, Syngnathiformes, Syngnathidae. Gene Ontology annotation, cellular component: phosphatidylinositol 3-kinase complex, class IB. The coding region runs from base 75 to 2462 and encodes 795 amino acids. Gene Ontology annotation, molecular function: 1-phosphatidylinositol-3-kinase regulator activity.